Messenger RNA from Medicago truncatula (barrel medic), 663 nucleotides. RefSeq names its product probable histone H2B.3. The record is from RefSeq and is a predicted model, not a curated record. Bases 102 to 512 code for a protein of 136 amino acids. Gene Ontology annotation, cellular component: nucleosome. Gene Ontology annotation, molecular function: DNA binding; protein heterodimerization activity; structural constituent of chromatin. The transcript has a single exon. NCBI's taxonomy places the organism in Eukaryota, Viridiplantae, Streptophyta, Magnoliopsida, Fabales, Fabaceae.
UUUUCUUCAUCACUCAUUCAAUUUUCAAUUCCAUUCACAACCAACACACGCAAUCACACACACUCAAUCGUUUUCCACCAGAAAUCUCUCAAUUCAGAUCCAUGGCUCCCAAGGCAGAGAAGAAACCCGCUGAGAAGAAACCCGCGGAGAAAUCACCAGCAGAGAAAAAGCCAAAAGCCGAGAAGAAGAUCUCGAAAGAAGGAGGCGAUAAGAAGAAGAAGCGCGUGAAGAAGAGCGUUGAAACCUAUAAGAUUUACAUCUUCAAGGUUCUCAAACAGGUUCAUCCUGAUAUAGGUAUUUCUUCCAAAGCUAUGGGGAUUAUGAACAGUUUCAUCAAUGAUAUCUUUGAGAAACUCGCUCAGGAAGCUUCUAGAUUGGCUCGUUACAACAAGAAACCGACGAUUACGUCGAGGGAGAUUCAAACGGCUGUGCGUUUGGUUCUUCCCGGUGAAUUGGCGAAACAUGCUGUUUCCGAAGGAACCAAGGCUGUUACCAAAUUUACGAGUUCUUGAAUUAGUUUUUAGGUUUUUAUGUUUUCAGAUCUAGAAUUAUUCAGAUGUAGAUUUGAUCCGGUGUUCUGAAUAGCGGUUUCUAUGAAUAAACUAUGACUUUUGGUUUAAAUUUUUUGAUUCUCGAUCGAUGGUAAUCACCCUUUUAUUUUUA